AUGCCCACACGCCACCUCCUCAACAAUGCCCGAUCCGUAACCUCAACCACAUCGACACCUCGCACCCUCCUCCUCACCCUUGACGCCUUCGACACCCUCUUCCACCCACGCCAGCCCGUCCCAGAACAAUACGCGACAACAGCCCAUGAAUUCGGCCUUUCGCGCACGGCCAUCACCCCCCAGAAACUCAAGGCAGCUUUCAAGACAAUCUUUCGCGAACAGGCCGCCCGUUACCCGAACUACGGUCGCGCAGAUGUGCUCCGUGGUCGAUAUGGCGGGCCGAAACAAUGGUGGGAGGAGGUGAUUCGGGGUAGCUUUUCGCGGGCUUUGUUAUCUGAGGGGGCGAGCGGGUCUCGCAAUUCAGCGCGAGCUACACAAGCCGCUACCAGCAUUAAUCCCAAUCCCGAUUUCGAUCCCCAUCUCCCGGUUGGUAUGGUCGAGGCGUUGGUUGAUCGAUUUGCGGGUGCGGAGGGUUACACAUUGUACGAGGAUGUUGAGCCAUUUUUCGCGCGAUUGCGAAAGCUCAAAGUUAACGCCGGGGCCACGAAUCGUCGAUUUGACCGCGUGCUGGUUGGCGUCGUGUCUAACUCGGAUGAUCGGGUUCCUGCUGUUCUGAGGGCGCUUGGACUGCGUGUCGGUGAUCUGCGGGCUGACCAGGAUUUUUCCAGUAUGGAGCUACCUGGGUUUGAGCAGCGAGGUAAGAAGAUUGGGCGGGACGACUCUGAUGAGUCUGGCCGGAGCGUUCAGUCUGAGGUUGAUUUGGAUUUGGUAAUUACGAGCUAUGAGGCUGGUGAAGAGAAGCCUCACAGGUUGAUAUUUGAUGUUGCGGAGCGACAAGCUCGAUUGUUGGCUUCGUCAUCAGUUGGCACACGGAUUUCUAGCAGUCCUGGAGACUGGGUCUGUGUGCAUGUUGGCGAUGAUUAUGAAAAGGAUUAUCUUGGCGCACUGGAUGCCGGGUGGCAGAGUUACUUGCUCUGUCGAGGUGGUGGAGAGGAGCGCGGUGCUCAGACUAUCUCUUCGUUGACUGAGUUAAUCCACGAGCUGGAGAUUGAUUGA
Messenger RNA from Penicillium verhagenii, 1056 nucleotides. RefSeq lists its product as uncharacterized. The transcript has a single exon. The record is from RefSeq and is a predicted model, not a curated record. Lineage: Eukaryota; Fungi; Ascomycota; Eurotiomycetes; Eurotiales; Aspergillaceae. Bases 1 to 1056 code for a protein of 351 amino acids.